Messenger RNA from Arabis nemorensis, 2622 nucleotides. NCBI's taxonomy places the organism in Eukaryota, Viridiplantae, Streptophyta, Magnoliopsida, Brassicales, Brassicaceae. The record is from the annotation of a GenBank genome assembly.
AUGAGCAACCAAAACGAGGAAGAAGACGGAGACACCGAUUGCUUCUACGAGUCUCUUGAUCGCUUAGCUUCUUCCUCUUCUUGCUCUUGCUCCGCUUCAAACUCCGAUUACGAUUCCGACCACGCCAAUUCGGAAUCCUCUCCUCGGAUCUCCUCCGCCGCUUCCCAUGACCCUGAAGAAUCCAACGGCGGUCAUCGCCGCAGAUACCCAUUCCCCGUCCCUCGGUUUCCAAUGGUUGCUUCAAAGUUCGACGUUUGGAUCUCCGAACCCGUUUCUGUCUCCGAGAGGCGUUCGAAGCUUUUAACCGAAAUGGGUCUCACCCGCGGCGAACCCGUUUCCUCGAAAGACACAAGAGCCUCCGACAUUUCCCGAUCGAUCUCGUGUAAUCAAUUGUCUCGGCGAGAUCACGGAGAGUGUUCACAAAGUGUCGGCGGCAUUGGGAGAUCGAAAUCCGACAUUACCACUAGCCAAUGUGGUGAUCGUGACCGUCGAUAUUCUCCUCCCGGUAAUUCUUGUUCUUGCUCCGACACUAAACUCUCACAUUCAGAGAUUAGUACUUCUAAUUUUGAACCAGUUGGUAUUGAUUCGUCAAUGCUUUGUGAGAAUUCUUUGCGGUUAAAUGGAAACUCUGAUUGUGUGUUGAGGAACCAUAGCGAGAGUGUAGCGAAUGAGGAAGUGGAAGUGUGUACUAUUAAGAAUCUUGAUAAUGGGAAAGAGUUUGUAGUGAAUGAGAUUCAAGAAGACGGUACAUGGAAAAAGGUAAAAGAAGUGGGGACUGACACACAGAUGACGAUGGAGGAGUUUGAGAUGUGUGUGGGACAUUCUCCCAUUGUUCAGGAGCUUAUGAGAAGACAGAACGUAGAGGAUUCCGAUAAGAACUCAUCAACGAAAACUAAGGAAAACGAAGAUAAUGGCGAUAAGGAUAACAAUGCAUCAAAGUCUAAGAAGAAAGGAAGUUGGUUUAAGAGUAUAAAGAAUGUUGCAAGUAGCAUGACUGGUCAGAGCAAAGAGAGACGAAGCAGCGAUGAUAGAGAUACAUCAUCAGAGAGAGGUGGUCGGAGGUCAAGCUCUGCUACAGAUGAUUCUCAAGAAUCUUCUUUUCACGGGCCGGAAAGAGUUAGGGUUAGACAGUAUGGGAAGUCAUCUAAAGAACUCACGGCAUUGUACAAGACGCAGGAGAUUCAAGCGCAUAAUGGUUCUAUUUGGAGCAUUAAGUUUAGUUUGGAUGGUAAAUAUCUCGCUAGUGCUGGUGAGGAUUGCAUCAUUCAUAUUUGGCAAGUUGUCGAGGCUGAAAGGAAGGGAGAGUUGUUACUUGAUAGACCGGAGUUGAUGCUUUUGGCUAAUAAUGGGUCUCCAGAACUAACAGCUACUAUGUCACCAAGAAGAAGAGGGAGAACUUCUAUAAGUAGAAAGUCAUUGAGUUUGGACAACAUAUUUGUUCCAGAUUCUGUUUUCGGGAUUUCGGAGAAGCCCUUUUGUUCAUUUCAGGGACAUUUGAAUGAUGUGCUUGACCUUGCUUGGUCCAAGUCUCAGCAUUUGCUUUCUUCAUCAAUGGAUAAAACAGUUCGUUUGUGGCACUUGUCCAGUCAGACUUGCUUGAAAGUAUUUUCGCAUAGUGAUUACGUGACUUGCAUUCAGUUUAAUCCGGUUGAUGAUAAAUACUUCAUCAGUGGUUCCUUAGAUGCAAAAGUUCGCGUCUGGAGCAUUCCAGAUCGUCAAGUAGUUGAUUGGUAUGAUCUUCAUGAGAUGGUCACUUCUGCUUGCUACACUCCAGACGGUCAGGGCGCAUUGGUUGGUUCAUACAAAGGUAGCUGUCGAAUGUAUAGUGCAUCAGAUAACAAGCUGCAACAGAAAAGCCAGAUAAAUUUACAGAACAAGAAGAAGAAAGCUCAUCAAAAAAAGAUAACUGGUUUCCAGUUUGUGCCUGGAAGCUCGUCUGAAGUCCUUGUCACAUCUUCGGAUUCACGGAUCCGCGUUGUUGAUGGUACUGAUCUAGUUAACAAACUUAAAGGGUUUCGGAAUACGAGCAGCCAGAUCUCUGCUUCCAUCACAGCCGAUGGGAAAUAUGUUGUUUCAGCGAGCGAGGAUUCACACGUGUACAUAUGGAAGUACGAAUCCCCUGCUUCUCGACCAAGCAGGAGUAACAACAACAAGAACGUGACGGUUACAAACUCUUACGAGCAUUUCCACAGCCAAGACGUCUCAGCAGCAAUCUCAUGGCCCGGGAUGGCCUCAACGGAAACAUGGGGAACCACCCAAAACAGAGCAGGGUGUAACGGAGACACCAAUAAUAACUUGGACAAAGUCUCCACAGCGAACCAUCCACCUAUAUCGGUGGACCAGCCCAGGACUGUAGAUCGGUUGAACAGUCCGCGGAACGGGAUCAUUUCGAGCGCAACAAACGGAUACUAUUUCGAUAGAAUGUCAGCGACUUGGCCUGAAGAGAAACUGUUGUUUGGAAGGAACAGAAGUGGGAAUCGUCUUAGCACGGAUUUGUCAUCCAACGGAGUUAACUCAGGGAAUGUUUCAGUUUCAGCUUCUUGGGGAAUGGUGAUUAUCACUGCAGGUCUCAGAGGAGAGAUUCGAACGUUUCAAAACUUUGGUUUGCCCAUUCCGAGUUGA